This is a messenger RNA of Perca flavescens (yellow perch), 1514 nucleotides long. It is a transcript of the gene ilkap, whose product is annotated as integrin-linked kinase-associated serine/threonine phosphatase. Gene Ontology annotation, molecular function: cation binding; protein serine/threonine phosphatase activity. The transcript is spliced from 10 exons. NCBI's taxonomy places the organism in Eukaryota, Metazoa, Chordata, Actinopteri, Perciformes, Percidae. The record is from RefSeq and is a predicted model, not a curated record. Gene Ontology annotation, biological process: protein dephosphorylation. The coding region runs from base 263 to 1312 and encodes 349 amino acids.
GGCUAACUUGUUGCUAGGUGUUCGAGCUAAAGCUGCAUUUCCCUCUGGAGCUAACGGUCGCAGUCUCUGCGUCUGAAACAAAUGAAGGCGUUAAACGGCGGACUGUUGGGAUAAGUUAACCUCAUUUAAUUAAACGUUAUACACAGUUUAACUGAGUCUGUUAUCCUGCAAACAGACACGGAGCCAGACAGCUAGCUAGGCUAGGCUAGGCUAGUUAGCUUGGUUGGCUAACAGACACCUGAGCUAAUCAAUAAUAAGCAGAAUGGAUCUUUUCGACGACCUGCCAGAACCGACACAAACCUCCGGUCCAGUGUCAGCAGAGCUCACAGCUCGACCACAGGCCACCAAAGAAGAAGAAGAAGAAGAGGAAGCGGAGAAAAGGUUGAAACGAAAGCGAGAAGAUGCCGAGUGUCACGCUGAUCCCAGAGAGGAGCGAGGAGGGGGGGAGGUCAAGAAAGUUUGUAAAGAAGGCCUCCCCGUGCUGAAAGGCUACGUGGCGGCACGGCGCGGCGAGCGCGAGGAGAUGCAGGACGCUCACGUUCUGCUGCCGGACAUGAGCGUCUGUCUGUCGGCCCUGCCGGGACCAGUGUCUCGCGUCUCGUACUUCGCCGUGUUCGACGGUCACGGCGGCGCCCGAGCGUCCCGAUUCGCCGCGGAGCAUCUACACCACAACCUGGCCAAGAAGUUCCCCGUCGGGACGACACUGUCAACAGAGAACGUGGACAAGCUGAUAAAGAAAUGUCUCCUGGACACGUUCCGGCAGACGGAUGAAGACUUUCUGAGGAAAGCUUCCAGCCAGAAACCGGCGUGGAAGGACGGCUCCACGGCCACCUGCGUGCUGGUGGUGGACGACAUGGUGUACGUGGCCAAUCUGGGAGACAGCCGGGCGGUGCUGUGUCGGAUGGAGGCGACCGGAGCAGCAGACGGACAGAGGAAGUCGCUGACCCUGAAUCUGAGUAAAGAACACAACCCGACCAUCUACGAGGAGAGGAUGAGGAUCCAGAGAGCAGGAGGCACCGUCAGGGACGGCAGGGUGCUGGGCGUCCUCGAGGUGUCCCGGUCCAUCGGAGACGGCCAGUACAAACGCAUCGGAGUCAUCUCGUCCCCCGACAUGAGGAGGUUGCAGCUCACGGCCAAUGACAGGUUUAUCAUCCUGGCCUGUGACGGUUUGUUCAAAGUCUUUUCUGCUGAUGAAGCCGUUAAAUUUGUCCUCAACAUCCUGCAGUCCCCCCCGCCCCCCCUGCAGGAGCGGAGCGUGGAGCAGCGGCCGAGGCCGACGGGGAGGAGGAGGAGGAGGAGGAGGAGGUGGUGAGGUUUGAAGCUGCUUGCCAACAGUUGGCCAGUGAGGCGGUGAGGCGGGGCUGUGCCGACAACGUCACUGUGAUCCUGCUUUCAAUUGGCUUCUGAACACACACACACACACACACACACACACACAUCUCGCUGAUCUCCUCGUUGUCUCUUGUGUUUUCCAAUAAAAUGUUCUCUUUAUCUGGGCUGUAGAAGAGAUUUAA